This is a messenger RNA of Tuber melanosporum (Perigord truffle), 3287 nucleotides long. RefSeq lists its product as uncharacterized. Gene Ontology annotation, cellular component: cytosol. The transcript is spliced from 9 exons. Gene Ontology annotation, biological process: AMP metabolic process; IMP salvage. The record is from RefSeq and is a predicted model, not a curated record. NCBI's taxonomy places the organism in Eukaryota, Fungi, Ascomycota, Pezizomycetes, Pezizales, Tuberaceae. Gene Ontology annotation, molecular function: AMP deaminase activity. The coding region runs from base 1 to 3114 and encodes 1037 amino acids.
AUGCCCACUCCUGAGAAUGCCCCUCCUCGGGACCCUUCCUCAGAGGGCUCUGACCAAUGUAGGUUGAACCUCCGUGUCACUGGUGCCUCAGGCGUCGGUUGGGACGAUUCAGAUCGGCUAUUAGAUUCCCCUGGAGACCUUCGCCCUCCGUCACCCGAAGACGACCAUGCGGACCAAGACUCUCUUGGAGGCAGUGACGAGGAGAGGAAGUCUGCUUUCUACGACUAUAAACAGGAAAAGGCUCUGAAGCAAACAGACGCAAAGAUGUUUUACCAGCAGCAGCAACAAGCAAAUAGUGGUUGGAACUCUCCUAUAAUGCGUGCUUCUACGGGGAACUGGGCAGGCCCUGGCGGUAGUGGUGGUAUUGGGAACCCGAGCAGAGCGGGGAGUGUUAGGUCUUUUACAUCCUCUCACCAGCUGCCCCUCCAUCACCACCCCCACCACCAGUAUUUAGGAUCAGCUGCAGGAGGCUCUACUUUAGGUAUCGCUGGAUCAAGAAGCCUUGCGAACGCUACACCUGCACCUCUGGGAAUGGUUUCACUCGAGCAACCUAAAGAGCACGAAGGCAUACAAGCACCUGAUAUGGCCCGCUUUGAUCCCCAUGGUGUCGUUGCCAGUGCUGCUAGGCAGAGUGGAGACUCUAUUAGCCCCCAUGGAGAAAUACUUCCCCAGUCACAGGGGGGAUAUAUAGAUAGGGAUCCUGCACUUUCAGCAGAGCUUUCGACCAUCUACACCAAUGUCCAGAAGAUCUUGGAUAUACGCCAUAAAUAUUUGCGUGUAUCGCUGCAGGGGCAUGCUGAUAACCCUAAGGACGACCCCAGCUGGAAGAUUUAUCCACCCCCUCCACCACCUGUCUGGAAAGAAGAAGCAAACGCGACAGCUCAGAAGGAGGCCCGGAAGCCGGGACAAAAUAUUGGGGGGGAUUUUAUCUUCGAGGAAUGUGAAAUCCCCGGGGAGGAUGAAAUGGAAUUUAGGAAAGAUGGUCAUGGUGUAUUCCAGGUGUAUGAGAACAAAAAAGCUCUGGAUGCCGGUAUGCCUGUCGUGGCUAUUCCCACACUUCGGGAGUAUUAUAUCGAUUUGGACAAGGUUCUUGAUAUUUCGAGCGAUGGCCCAAGCAAGAGCUUCGCGUUUAGACGUCUGCAAUAUCUUGAGGGCAAGUGGAACUUGUACACUCUACUGAAUGAGCACCAGGAAAUGGCAGACUCUAAGAGGGUACCUCAUAGAGAUUUUUACAAUGUGAGGAAAGUUGAUACGCACGUUCACCACUCCGCUUGUAUGAAUCAGAAACAUCUCCUGCGGUUUAUAAAGCACAAGAUUAGGAGAUGCCCGGAUGAAAAGGUCCUCUUUAGGGACGGGAAACAUCUUACAUUGACUGAGGUGUUCGCCAGUAUCAAUUUGACUGCAUAUGACCUCAGUAUCGACACCUUGGAUAUGCACGCCCACACCGACUCGUUCCAUCGCUUCGAUAAAUUCAAUCUCAAAUACAAUCCAGUGGGAGAAUCUCGCUUGAGAACUAUUUUCCUUAAGACGGACAAUGAUAUCAAAGGCCGCUAUCUCGCUGAGAUUACUAAGGAGGUAUUUCAGGAUCUCGAGGCAAGCAAAUAUCAAAUGGCCGAAUAUCGCAUUUCUAUAUAUGGACGUGCAGAAGACGAAUGGGAUAAGCUGGCAGCAUGGGUGGUGGACAACAAACUAUUCUCACAUAAUGCUCGCUGGCUGAUUCAGGUUCCACGCCUCUAUAAUGUCUACAAGUCUACCGGUCUUAUCAAUUCCUUUGAUGAGGUAGUUCGCAACAUCUUCAAGCCGCUUUUUGAAGUAACAAAGGACCCUUCAUCGCACCCCAAGCUUCACGUCUUCUUGCAGAGAGUGGUCGGCUUUGAUAGUGUGGAUGAUGAGAGUAAGGCUGAGCGAAGGACCUUCAGGAAAUUCCCAUCUCCACCGGAAUGGACUGUUAAGUCUAACCCACCAUACAGCUAUUGGAUUUAUUACCUGUUUGCGAACACGGCAUCCUUGAAUGUCUGGAGAAAACAGCGUGGGUUCAACACAUUUGUCGUGCGUCCGCACUGUGGUGAGGCGGGAGAUACGGACCAUCUAGCGGCUGCAGUGCUUUGCUGUCACUCAAUUAGUCAUGGUAUCCUACUUCGUAAAGUUCCUCUUUUGCAAUAUAUCUUCUAUCUUGAUCAGAUAGGAAUUGCAAUGUCUCCGCUCUCGAACAAUGCGCUCUUCCUUGCAUACGACAAGAAUCCUUUCCUAUCAUACUUUAAGCGAGGAUUAAACGUCUCACUCUCUACGGAUGAUCCACUACAAUUUGCAUUCACUAAGGAGCCUCUCAUUGAGGAGUACUCUGUUGCAGCACAGAUCUAUAAACUUAGCGCCGUGGACAUGUGCGAGUUGGCUAAGAACAGCGUCCUUCAAUCUGGGUUCGAGGGAGCCAUCAAAGCGCGAUGGCUUGGAAACGAUUACCAUGUGCCGGGGCCUGAAGGGAAUAACAUGGACAAAUCCAACGUCCCCAACAUUAGAAUGGCUUUCCGACACCAAACGUUGCACGAAGAGCUAAGAAUGCUCGGGCGCUAUACAUCCGCCCAGGCUAUGGCUAAUGCCGCUGGUCCCCAGGGUGCUGGGUUGGCCGGUAGGCUCACACUUCCGGGGUCACCAUUCCCAGGCUUCCGUCCUCCCUCGCCAACAACGAGUAUGCAAACAAACCCUACUUCAGUUCAGGAGCCUCCUUCGCCCCAAGGUGAUCUCCCAUUGCCAAUCCAAUUUCCGACGUCCCCAGGUUCUUCCAAACUCCUUGCAUCUGUUCACAUCCACGAUUUACAAGGCCAGACUGCUUCCCCAAACCCUCCCGGAACGGAGUCUCGUGACGGCUACCCAAGCUUCCCCGUUCCGGCUAGGGCCAAUACCACUGGCACUGCCGCACUAUUGAGGCAUCAUACUAGCGGUAGUUCAGGAAGCCCCAGUGGCUAUGGGGACUACCACAUCAGUGGCUCAGAGCCCAGGGUCUGGCCAGGUGUCAUAAGCCGGCGACAGGCAAGCAUUUCUGAGAAGGACUGUACGAAUAAGGGGGUCGAAAAUGAGGCAAAGGGCAGCAAUAACGGGAGCGUUGCUGGUGGUUAAGCUUCUCUGAGUUGGGCUCAAACGGUGUUUCUCUUACAAUGUCCCCUAGUUAUUAUCGUGAGCGUUGGCGUUGGCUUCUGUGGUAGAGAUAAUUGGAUACCCUGCUGUUUGUGAUUGGUCUGGCUCUCAUAGGUGAUUGUUUGAAAUAGAAAAACUACAUGUUGCAGUGACUA